Dacryopinax primogenitus is the source of this 865-nucleotide messenger RNA. Its product is annotated as HSP20-like chaperone. The transcript has a single exon. The record is from RefSeq and is a predicted model, not a curated record. Gene Ontology annotation, biological process: response to heat; protein folding; response to hydrogen peroxide. The coding region runs from base 156 to 731 and encodes 191 amino acids. NCBI's taxonomy places the organism in Eukaryota, Fungi, Basidiomycota, Dacrymycetes, Dacrymycetales, Dacrymycetaceae.
CGUCAAUCGGUGUGUGGAUGGUGCGGUUCUAGAGAUUUCGCGAGGGGAAGGGGGGGUGCAAGGUAUAUAACCCCCGAUAAUUGCGCUUGUCUGCAACCAAGGACAAAAACAAACCCCAAGAUCUAACAGUCAGCACUCCAUCAACAGCAAAAAAGAUGUCCCUCAUCCGCUCAUUCUUCAACGAACCUUUCUUCGGCGACGAGUUCCUCACUCGGCGCGGCCGUCAAGACCCGUUCGACAGCCUCUGGCGUCAGCAGCAGCAGCUCUCCCACGCCAUCGACCAAGAGAUCCAGCGCUCUGGAUUCCCCGUGCUUCGCACUCCUCCCUGCCACGUGACCGAGGAGAAGGGAGAGUACGUCGUCGAGGCUGAGCUUCCGGGAGUGAGGAAGGAAGAUCUUGAUGUGAGGAUUACCGAGGGCGGGAGGACGCUCACCAUCGAAGGUCAUACCUUCCGGCGCACGGCGACUGCUCCUGAGCCCCAGGCGACUAUCUCGGAGCACAAGGAAGAGAAGGGCAAGGCGACGACGAAAGCCGUUUCCGCUCCUGCUGGAGGCAAGGAAGUCGCGAAAACCGAGGAAGAGCAGACGUAUCAGAGCACGUUCACCCGUUCGUUCACUUUCCCGAAGGCCGUGGACGGGGCGAAGAUCUCUGCCAAGUUCGAGAAUGGCCUGUUGACGCUGCAGCUUCCGCAGCUCGCCAACCCUCAGGAGCAUAAGGUUUUGAUUGCGUAGGUUUGUUUUGGUAGGAGCUGCCAGGAGCCAGGAUGACAAGGAUUCGCGGCCUCCUGCGCUGUUUGCUACUGUCCCGUUGUUGGUAUAGUCAAGAAAGCAACUGUCGUUCAAUAAAAAUGCAUGUAUCUCUUUGA